AUGGCCGCAGCCGUUUCCCUACUACGCAUCGCAGAGACUGCAGCGGAGCAGGACAUCUCAGUCAAUGUCUUCUCACUGGAGUAUUCACUCGCACCCGAGGCCAACUUCCAGACACAGUUGGAUGAGGUAACAGCCGCUUAUAGAUUCUUGGUUGAAGACCAGCACAUCGAUCCAGACCGGAUCAUGGUAUUCGGAGAGUCGGCUGGUGGUCAUCUGGCUUUAUCGCUUGCGUACAAUAUUCGGCGACAAUGUAUGCGACGGCCUGGGAAACUCGUCUUGAUAUCUCCCUGGGUGAACCUUCUAAACUCAGGGGCCACCUUCGCAACUAACAGGCACAAGGACAGCCUCGACAAGAGCGAUCUGGACAGAUGCGUCGGCCGGCUCUUCGGACGACCCAAUGGUAUGCUCAAGUUCGCCGAGUAUCUCAAUUUCGCGUCACCCCUGUCAGCAACGAAGGGCGAGGACGGGGAUUUGCAUUGGUCGCAGGUCUUGCCGCCGACAUGGGUGACAGUCGGUGGAAACGAUGUAUUCCUCUCGGAUGUGUCUGAUUUCGUGGAGAAUGCUAGGGGCGACGGGGUUGAUGUUGACUUUCGAGUAGAGCGUGGGAAACCGCAUGGAUGGUUCGGAUAUCGAGAUGCGGUGCAGGUGAAGGAUUAUUUGGAGGUGUUGCCGACGGAUGAUGCGAGUUUCUUCUUGAAGAGUAGCGAGGAGCUUGCAAUGGUAGUAUUGGGCCAUGUUCGUGAUUAUGCUGAGACCCCUUUAUGA
Aspergillus calidoustus is the source of this 765-nucleotide messenger RNA. Lineage: Eukaryota; Fungi; Ascomycota; Eurotiomycetes; Eurotiales; Aspergillaceae. The record is from the annotation of a GenBank genome assembly.